AUGUGUAAAUCAACUAAAAACCUUGAUCAAGUUUCAACCUUUGAAAGCGACGGUAAAUGCUUUGCCAGAAUACCAAAAAAAGACAUCAGGUCUGAAGGACCAUUUGACUUGAAAAAGUUGACGGCUACCGGUCGAUCCGACUUACAGGAUAUUGUGACAAAACUGGAAACCUAUGGUAUGUGUGUUGUCAAAAACUAUUACUCUGUGGAAGAAUGCGAACAGAUUAAAAAAGAACUGGAACCAUAUUACAUGCGCGACGAAUCUUGGAACGGCUCACCAUUCCCAAAACAGACGACAGUGGCUCCCAGAUGUGCUUUGAUCUCUGAAUCUUGUCGCGACAAAAUUGUGUGUGACAAUUUGUACUCCGAGCUUUCUCACCAUUUCAUCAGUGAAUCAAACCUUUUGUGGAUUGGUGAAGGCUUGCGUCGCGGCCAAGCCGGCUUUCAGCUGAACUCCGGGAUUGCCUAUCGAGUGGGACCGGGUGCUGGUAACCAGAUGUAUCACCGCGAAGACAUGGUUCAUCACAAUGUGCAUCCAAGAAGAGACGCAUACCACUACGGCGAUGACACACAUUUAGGCAUGGCUGUUGCAUUGACCAAAAUGAACAAAAAAAAUGGGGCCACCAGGGCCAUAGUUGGAUCACAUCUGUGGGGGCCACUUGACGGUCCUGGAGAUUUUGACGAAAACCUGGAAAUCCACUUGGAAAUGGAUGAGGGUGACGUCAUGUUUAUGCUCGGCAGUGUGUACCACGCUGCAAGUGCCAACAGCAGCGACAGCGAGCGUAUUGCAGCCUUUUUUUUCAUGAACAAAAGCUACUUAAGGCAAGAGGAAAAUUACCAUAUUGACCAGAAGCCAGAGUCUUUCCGAGACAUGUCUUUGAAAGCUUUGACGCUGAUGGGAUUGCAUGUCAGUGAGCCGUUCUGCGGCCACAUCGACUACAAAAGUCCUGCGUUCCACAUCAAUCCCGAACUCGAGGAAGUCGAGGGCAAAGGUAAGGCAAAAUACUCGCAAGUAUUGUAUCCAGUUUUUGAGCCCUCCAAAGAAAGUCAGAAAGCGUAG
Lachancea sp. 'fantastica' is the source of this 1059-nucleotide messenger RNA. Lineage: Eukaryota; Fungi; Ascomycota; Saccharomycetes; Saccharomycetales; Saccharomycetaceae. The record is from the annotation of a GenBank genome assembly.